UUAGAGACGUGGCGUCAGACGUCUUCUAGUACCACAACGUGUGCGUGUUUAGAUAUGCAGGCGCUCUCAGGUUUGCCACAAUUCGGUGGCCUCCAUAGCUCCUUCCUCUGCCGCGGAUCCUUUCAAGCCGGGUCUGUGGGCGUGCUGAUACGCACACGGUUAGAGGACACAUGACGAAGUGAACGUUGUAAACUCCUAUCAAACUUUAAUAGGAGUUGUGACUAAGUUUUCAAAGCUGCAUUGUCUUAAUGAAGGCACCGCUGUCAGACGGAUGAAUGACCCUGUCUUGUGCAUGUAUGGCUGGAAAUGAUCAAUGGGGUCCUAACAAGAGAAGAGGACACUUCAGCCAAUAAGGUUAAAGGGAGAAAGGACUUCAGGCACUGCAGCCACCACUUUCUGCUUGUCCCUGAGGAAUGAACUCAUCUCAGAUUUGUGAAAAGAUUAGAUCUGGAGUUCAUAAACAUCUUUUGUUCGAAGUUCUCAUUUUGUAAAAAUGAGUUUGAAGCACGCUUUUCUGUCAGUUUUAACCUUCGGAGUAGUGGGCCUGCUUUGUUGCAUUUACAUACAAAUAAAUCACAAUGGCACUCCUUAUGGCAUUUUGAACAAAUGGAAGCUACAUUCAAGAGUUCAGGCAGGAACCACUUUCUGGAUUACCAAAGACCUACACAGUUUGCUCAAUACCAGUCAUCACAUUCCAAGUCCAAAGAUUUCUGAUAUAAGCCAAAAUACAUUAUUUCCUGAGCCAUCAGAUAAGACUAAACAACCCACUGAGCAUCAGCAUUUCAUGACAAUGCUCACAUACAAACCUCGCAAUACUACGUAUUUCAAUGAACUGAAGUGGAAGGAAUUUAAAGAAAGACAGCAGAAACGGAAAAGUUUUCUUUUGAACGCCUGCACACUUUAUAACAAUAGCAAAACUCAAUGGAUCACCCUGUCCCAGAUGGUGUCGAGAAUCUAUGUUGAAGAUCGAUACAAGAUCCUUUACUGUGAAGUUCCUAAAGUUGGUUGUUCCAACUGGAAAAGAAUUCUGAUGGUCCUGAAUGGCAAAGCUCAAUCAGUAGCGCAGAUUGUCCACAAGGAGGUCCACUAUGGAAACCAUCUUCAGAGGCUGAGCAGUUUUGAUAUCGGAGGAAUUCAGCAACGCCUUAAUUCUUUUACCAAAAUUAUAGUAGUGCGGGAUCCCAUGGAAAGACUUGUGUCAGCCUUUAGGGACAAAUUUGAACAUCCCAAUUCAUACUACCACCCUGAAUACGGGAAAACUAUAAUUAAAAAGUAUAGAAAGAAUGCUACUCAAGAAGCUCUUAACUCUGGAUCUGGUGUAACAUUUAAGGAGUUUGUGCAAUAUAUUUUGGGUUUGUCCCCUUCUACAAUAAUAGAUACACAUUGGAACACUAUUAACAAGCUCUGCUUCCCCUGCUUUAUAAAUUACGAUUUUAUUGGGAAGUACGAAACACUGGAAGAUGAUGCCAACUACAUUCUCAAGUCAGUUGGAGCCCCAGCAUUUUUGAAGUUACCUUCUUUUAAAGAUAGACAUCCAACUGAUGAAAAGACUAGUUUUUCAAUAGUUAAAAAAUACAUGUUGCAGCUAUCUGAAAAAGAGCAAAAUUUGUUAUUCUCAUUUUACAGUAUGGAUUAUCUGAUGUUUAACUAUACACUACAUCAUUUCUAGUGCUUACAAAACCAAAAAAGUAAAUGAGAAAAUCAUCUAGGUCGGUUAAAACCAUUAUUACAAAAACAAAGUAAAAACUUGAAAUAUAUUAAGAUUUUCUUCACAAAUAAAUAUUUCAUAUUGUGUAAAAUUACUAUUAGUUCUUUCUGUACGUGGUGUGUAUUUUCAGUUCACAUGGUGUGUAUCCAUUCUGUUUGGGUUGCAUAAUACAAUUUUACUUUCUUCUUAAGCAGCCAAUGCAUUAAGGAUAUGUGGGUAUAGUGUAUUGCUUAACUGACAAUAAUUGUGGGAAUUUCCCUUUAGCAAGCAUGUUUAUUGAACUCCGUGCUGAUCAAAGCCUACAUGGAGCCCUAGUUGGGUGGAGAGGUCUAGAGCAUGUGUUGAUUGAGUUAUAUAGACAGCACCCAUCAGUGUCCAUAGCAUGAAAAGUCUUUGUUUACGCAGCAGUGAUUUACAAAUGACUAGUUGGGUUUAACAUCGGUCAGAAGAAAUUGUUUCCUUCAGGUUCAAGUAAUAACUGUACUAUGUGCAAGUUAACAUAUGGAAUGGUAGGAUUUUAGCAUAUGAUCGAUCUAGUUUAUAACAGCCUGUGCUUAAUUGAGGUCCACAGAUACUGAAUUAUCUUGACCAAUAUUUGUGUUAUAAACAAAAACAUAUGCUGUAUUAAGGCAUUGUGCUGGAAGUGUGAUUAUUACUGAUGCACGCUGUGUUUACUUAACAUAAUUAGUUUAUUACAAUCACACCUUUAUUGAGUGCGUGAAAUCUGAGAUGUGAAUGGUAUCUUUUAAAAAAUAUGCUCACUAGAUUAAGAAAGUUAACUUUGGAUUAUUAAGAUGACGUCUUUAUUUAUUUAAAUUCAGGUUUCUUUUUUUGCUUUACUGUUGUCUUUGCAUCUUUAAUUUAAAAAGUAUUUUUCUAUUUGCCAGAUAACUAUAAAAUUAUCCAUAUAGUUGACAUCCUUAACCACAAAUAGAUCUAUUUUUAUUUCUGCAGAUGUGCACAUUUUGUCAACUUUCAAAUGUAGUUUGAAAAGUGAUUCUUGGAGGCAGAUUUUGUACUUCGUAAUAUCAUUAAAUAAACUACCUCACUAGAUCUUCAAAAUACAAAAAUCACAUCUUUUGUUAAUGGAAUACAGAAAUACUUAACAACACACAAUAUAAUCCUGGUAUAGCAUAGUAAUAUAGUACUGUGAUAUGUUUAAGGUUUUCAAUUCAAAUAGGAAAAAAAAUAACUGUAAAACUCUCUAAUAAGUGUGUCUUGCUAGCCAAAUUUUCUUUGGUGUAACAAUGGUUGCUUCUGUAUGUCAUCUCUUGGUGUACCACU
This is a messenger RNA of Polypterus senegalus (gray bichir), 2992 nucleotides long. Its product is annotated as carbohydrate sulfotransferase 9-like. Gene Ontology annotation, biological process: carbohydrate biosynthetic process; proteoglycan biosynthetic process. Bases 494 to 1669 code for a protein of 391 amino acids. Lineage: Eukaryota; Metazoa; Chordata; Cladistia; Polypteriformes; Polypteridae. The transcript is spliced from 5 exons. Gene Ontology annotation, cellular component: membrane. The record is from RefSeq and is a predicted model, not a curated record. Gene Ontology annotation, molecular function: sulfotransferase activity.